Messenger RNA from Vigna angularis (adzuki bean), 2220 nucleotides. RefSeq lists its product as uncharacterized. The record is from RefSeq and is a predicted model, not a curated record. The transcript is spliced from 3 exons. Lineage: Eukaryota; Viridiplantae; Streptophyta; Magnoliopsida; Fabales; Fabaceae. The coding region runs from base 1 to 2220 and encodes 739 amino acids. Gene Ontology annotation, molecular function: nucleic acid binding; zinc ion binding.
AUGGGCUUCUCCUUUCUUCAUGUUGAGGCGCAACUCCUAUUCACACUCCCCGCAAAUAACAAGAAAGGGACCUCGGGUCUGAGCAGCCAACAGCCAAUGGCACCCCAUUUUUUUAUGUUUACACCACUAGCAGAUCCAAAGUUGGAGAAGAAGAGUACUGGCCCAAUUAAAGGAACCCCAGCGUGCACCCAUGUCAAGGAGUGGAGUUUGGAGAGUUUUCUUCAACACCAUCCCGACAGGUUUACUGGCAAAUGCAGUUCGGAUGAGGCCGAUCAUUGGUUCCAAGAUAUGGAGCGAAUCUAUGAAGCCAAAGGGUGUCCGGAUGAGAAGAAGCUGGCCUACACCCAGUACUUGCUGACAGGAGAAGCUGGACAUUGGUGGAACAGUGUGAAGAUGAUCUUGGAGAGGAACGGGACUCCUAUCACUUGGGAGUUGUUCAAAACUAAAUUCUACACUCAAUACUUCCCAAAUAGUGUCAGGUUUGCUAAGGAGGUAGAGUUUCUUGAGUUGACUCAGGGUAACAGAUCGGUAUCGGAGUAUGCAGAUCGUUUUAAACACCUGCUUCGCUUCAACACCAUGUCAAUAGAUGAAGAAUGGCAGUGUCGCAAGUUUGAGAAUGGCUUGAGGAAGGAUAUAAAGUUACUAGUAAAAGGAUUAUGCAUUAGAGAAUUCUCCGCUUUGGUAGAGAUGGCCCGUGAUAUGGAAAAGACUAAGGGAGAACCAGAGGGACCUCAGAGACAACAGAACCAGCCACUUAGGGUUGGUGGACUUGUGAUAUCCCGGGGAGGCUCCAGUUCUAGAAAGACCCCUUUCUCUAGACCCUCUUACUCCGGGUUCAGGGGUUCUUCCUCUCAGUCAUCGGGGCAAUCCAGUUUUUCCAGUUCCGUUAGAUGCUUCAAGUGUGGUGGACCACACCUCCAGAUGUCUUGCCCUCAGUUAGAAGGGUAUAGGAGGUGUAAUAUCUGCAGGCAAGAGGGACACUAUGCCAGAGACUGUCCUACUACUAGGAGGGCAGGACCACAGCCACGCCAGGCUGGCAGACCUAUUCAAAGGGGUGGACACAGACCUCAGGCAACCGGGAGAGUCUAUGCGUUGACUAGGACUGAGGCAACCAGUGCAGGUAAUUUAAUUGUCAGCAGUUGUUUGUUAUUUGGAGCUUCGUGUGUGACGUUGUUUGAUUCGGGGGCGACACAUUCUUUUGUGUCUAAGGCUUGUGUGGAGAGGCUUGGUUUAGUUGUCAGAGAGCUUUCGUGUGAUCUGGUGGUGUCUACACCAGUAGCUGGGUUAGUCAAGACAUCUAAUGUGUGCUCCAGAUGUCCUAUUGAGGUAGAGGGGCGUAGGUUCAUAGUGAACCUUAUUUGCUUACCUCUGCAGGGGCUAGAGGUAAUUCUGGGAAUGGAUUGGUUAGCAGCCAAUCAUAUUCUUUUAGAUUGCGGUGGUAAAAAGUUAAUAUUUCCCAAAGAAGAUGAAGACUUGUCAUUAUCGCUCGGUGUAUUGAGGCAGGAUAUCUUCGAGGAAGUUCCUGGUUUACCUCCUCCGCGAGAAGUGGAGUUCUCUAUUGAUCUGGUUUCAGAAGCAGGACCAGUAUCCAUAGCCCCUUAUCGGAUGGCACCAGCUGAGCUGGCUGAGUUGAAGAAGCAGAUUGAAGAACUGUUAGAGAAACAGUUUAUCCGGCCGAGUGUUUCGCCGUGGGGUGCGCCAGUGUUGCUAGUAAAGAAGAAGGAUGGUAGCUCAAGGUUGUGCGUUGACUAUCGACAGCUGAAUAAGUUGACGAUCAAGAACAAGUAUCCAUUGUCGAGGAUCGAUGAUCUGAUGGAUCAAUUGCACGGAGCUACGGUAUUCUCCAAGAUUGAUUUGAGGUCGGGUUACCAUCAAAUUUUAGUGAAAGCCGAUGAUGUGCAGAAGACGGCAUUCAGGUCCAGGUAUGGCCACUAUGAGUAUGUGGUUAUGCCUUUUGGUGUGACUAAUGCUCCAGCCAUAUUCAUGGACUAUAUGAAUCGAAUUUUCAGACCAUUCUUGGACAAGUUUGUGGUGGUGUUUAUAGAUGACAUACUUGUCUAUUCUAAAACUCGGGAGGAACAUGAAGAUCACCUUCGGGCAGUGCUUGAAGUGCUGAGAGAAAGAAGAUUGUAUGUCAAGCUGUCCAAGUGUGAGUUUUGGAUGGAAGAGGUUCCUUUCCUUGGACAUGUUUUAGAAUACUUCGAGAGGAAGGAUGAGUGA